AUGAGCGCCUUCAGCGAGGAGGCCGUUCCUGAAUUCGAUCCCUUGACGACUGCCGGACUUCUCUCCGAACGGUUACAAGCAUGGAAACACGCGGUCGGGUACCUAGAAGACUACGUGAGUGCUGUGGAGAAGAUCCACAAGGCUCACGCGAAAGAAUACGAGAGGGCGCUCAAGCCUCGGGGUAUCGCUGGAUUCUUCGAGAACCUGCGCCACAACACGCAAGCCAUCAUCAACACCAACCUCGAGACGGAGAAGGCUCUCAAGGGCAACGUCCUCCCCGUCCUCGAGCGCUUGCACAAGGAGAUUAAGCACAAGGCUAAAGAACUCGCAAGCGGCGCUGCCAAAGGUGCCAAGGAAGUGGAAAAGGCCCGAAAUAACACCCAGAAGCACAUUGAGCUUCUCGGCCAGCAAACCGCCUCGUACGAGUCCGCGGGUGGUAAGAUUAGUGCUCACGAUGAUCCCUACGUUAUCAGGAAGGGCGUCGUACACCGAUUGCAGAAGCAGGUCCUCGAGGAGAAUGCCCAUAGGGGUGACCUUAUCGCGGUCCAGAAUAACUUUGAGGAAUUUGAGAUCCACACCAUCCAAGUUCUGCAAGGCGUGAUGGAAUCUUUCACGCAGCUUGCGGGCGGCCAGGGCGAAAAGGUUCGCGCCCUACAUUCCGACAUGCUGGGGGCUAUCCAGAGGGUGCCUCCCGAGUUUGAGUGGCUGAAGUUCGUCACGCGGAGCGGCGAGCUCCUGGUAGACCCCAAUGAAGCGCCUCGUGUGGUGGACUCUAUCACGUUCCCUAACAUGGAUCACUCGUCCACCAAGCCGCUCAUUGAGGGCUCGCUGGAGAGGAAGUCACGCAACAAGCUAUCGUGGGGAUACCAGACUGGCUACUACGUGAUCUCGCCCGCCAAGUUUCUGCAUGAAUUCAAAGAUGUAGACACGAACCGCCACGAGCCCAAGCCCGAACUGAGCGUGUUCCUGCCCGGCGCCCUCAUCGGCUCCCCGUGGGAGACAAAUGAACAUGCCCCGCAGCAGAGCGGGGUAUCUCCCGUCGCUGCCCCUGUCGCUGCUCCUGCUGCCGCCCCGGCAGCGCCUGCCGUAACUAAGACAGACAAGGUGGCUGCGCAGGUGUCAUGA
This is a messenger RNA of Parascedosporium putredinis, 1125 nucleotides long. NCBI's taxonomy places the organism in Eukaryota, Fungi, Ascomycota, Sordariomycetes, Microascales, Microascaceae. The record is from the annotation of a GenBank genome assembly.